Messenger RNA from Branchiostoma belcheri (Belcher's lancelet), 1836 nucleotides. Its product is annotated as caspase-8-like. The transcript has 2 exons. Lineage: Eukaryota; Metazoa; Chordata; Leptocardii; Amphioxiformes; Branchiostomatidae. Gene Ontology annotation, molecular function: cysteine-type endopeptidase activity. The coding region runs from base 1 to 1215 and encodes 404 amino acids. The record is from RefSeq and is a predicted model, not a curated record. Gene Ontology annotation, biological process: proteolysis.
AUGGCAGAAGAAACGGAAAAGCCAACAUAUACGAGGGCGCUGGAACUACUGCAAGGCUUGAGUGAAAAGGUGCGAAAACUGGAACAAUUCAAGGAGAAGGACCAAGCUGUUAAGGAGAAGGACCAAGCUGUUAAGGAGAAGGACCAAGCUGUCAAGGAGAAGGACCAAGCUGUCAAGAAGAGGGACCAAGCUGUCAAGGAAAGGGACCAAGCUGUCAAGGAUAGAGACCAGGCUGUCAAGGAGCGGAACCAAGCUGUCAAGGAUAGAGGCCAGGAUGUCAAGAAGAGGGACCAAGCUGUCAAGAAGAGGGACCAAGCUGUCAAGGAGAGGGACCAAGCUGUCAAGGAGAGGGAACAAGCUGUCAAAGAGAGGGACCAAGCUGUCAAUGAGAGGGACCUAGCUUUCAUGGAGAGGGACCUAACUGCCGAGAUGAGGGACCAAGCUGUCAAGGAGAGAGACCGCGCCAAAGCAGAGAAUGAACGGCUGAAGAAAGUUCUCUUCUCCAAUAAAACGUUACCAGUGUACCAGAUGAGCCACUCUCCCAAUGGCGUUUGUCUCAUCAUUAACAACAUCAACUUCAGGGAACUGCCGUCAAGAACUGAAGCAGAAGCAGAUACGGGUCGUCUAGCCAAUGUCUUCAGGGGCUUCGACUUCAAAGUGGUGACCUUGCAGGACCUUGACCAUUCCAAGAUGGUGGAUGUGAUGAUAAGACAGGGGGAAGACGACCACUCCGGCUACGACUGCUUCGUGUGCUGUAUCAUGUCCCACGGUACUACGGGGAAGGUCUUCUCCUCCAACGAUGUCGGCAUCGACAUACUUGAACUGAUCAAACCCCUCAACACAAAACGCUGCCCUUCCCUAAAAGGCAAACCGAAGUUGUUCUUCAUACAGGCUUGUCAGGGGGAGAGGCACCAAAGCCCGGAGCGCACAGACAGCGUGUUCGAUGCGGCAGUCACCUCCACUUUUAUCGCCAAAGAGGCUGACAUCUUCUACGGCCUGGCCACUGUUCCCGGCUACACAGCCAUCAGGCACGACUACGGGGCGCCAUACGUGCACCAUCUGGCCUGCACUCUUACAAAAUAUGGUAAAACUCACGAUCUCCUCACGAUGAUGACGAUGGUCAACGACAACAUGAACGCCAGUGAGCAGGGCCGUUUGGUGUCGUCCCACCACUCGACACUGAGGAAGAAGGUGUAUCUCUGUGGCACUGCUUGAUAGUGCAAAGUAGGAGCAGAUCCAUAUACUCAUAUAGCCCAUACAUGCUCCUGAUCAUGAGUGGAAAUCAGAUAACAGUUUCACUCAAAACACGAGAAAUAGAGAAAAUGAACCUUUGCAGCACUGUACUGUAUGAGGAUUGACAACCUCGUUUGUUUAUUAUAGAACUCUUCAUAGGUAAUCAGAAUUAGAGAUCUCCAUAUAGCUGAUAUUCAAAGUUUAUGUUUAUUAAGUUACGUUUGAACCUCCUCCUUAGUCCAUGAUCCAGCCUGACAUCUGCAAAACAAUGAUGUCCACUCGUAAAUCGACUGGUAUAUCAAAGUCAACAACAUCAGAAACUUUUAAAAAAAUGGAACAGGAAUUCUUGGAUCAGACAAGUCUUACCUCCUGCAUAGUUUUUCACAGAUUGUAAAAGUUACCAACAGCAACAUCUGAAAUUCAAAAGAUAGUUGUCAUUUUCCAAGACCAUUAGAAGCAAUUGUAACGAUAACAGUGAAACAAUCUGUGUUAACAAUGAAACAAUCAUCAAUGCUUAGUCAAGACUUACGCUCAAUGUAAUUGAAUUCCUCUAAACAAACCGUUUUCAAAGGUUUGAAAGUAUAUUUGCAAUAAUAGAGUAAA